AUGACGGAUAAUUCUUCAUUGCUAGAGCAAAUCAAUGCACCGGGUUUCGAACCUUUGGAAUGCAUAGAUCUCAUUCGAAGGCAUUCAAAUGACAUUGGUAUUCUGUUCCACUUAGUUAGUAAACUACGAACCUUCAAAUACGAUGAUGUCGAAUUCUUGAUUCCACAAUUAUUGCAAAUAGUGGUCACAUCUGACUCAAAGUCAAUGGCAUUGGAAGAUUUCCUUCUAGAUUAUUGCGAAACCCAUUCGCACUUCGGUCUCAUCGUCUUUUGGAAUCUUCAAGCUCUCGUAUUUGAGCUCAAGGAUUCUCCCGAUUCUCAAUCCUUCCAGACCGUGAGAAACAUGGUAAAUAAAUUACAAGACAUUUUAUUCAACCCGUGUUCAGAAGGGUUUAACGAUUUUAAGGAAAAUUUGGAUCCCGCGCUUGUGCUUUGUGGUGCGCUUGCGGCAAGCUUUGGACUUCCUUCGAUACAUGGAUAUACAGUUCCUUUGAUUAAAAGCCAAGGAAAACAAUCGAAGUCAUUUGUGUUCAAGCUUGCAAACUUUCAAAAAUCGCUCACUCAAAAUUUGACGCAAAAAAACAAACAAACCGCCAAUCAAGCUAGACUGGUACACUCUGACGAUGAAGCCCCAAGAAGGACCAAUACAGAUUCUGAAUCAGAUGCUGUCAAAUUGCGCUACUCGGAGUCUUCAGCAAGGAGCAAACGCAAACUGAUUCUGACUCUUGUCUCAGAAGAAUCCGAUCAGAAUACGAGCGACGACGAUGAGCAGCAUUAUUCGAGAAGACUCUUGAGGGAAAUGGUUCAUAUUGACGAAACAAUAGAACAAAAAGGUAUAAUUGACUAUGUGAGCACACACAAAGUCCUGCAUUCUUCGGAUUCCGGAUCUCUAGAAUAUUCGCAAUCAAUGCCUGAUCUUUUAUCUAUUGAUUCAAAGGCGAAAAUGAAUACUCGCAAUUCAAGAAAGACAUCUCAUGAAUUAAGCCCUCGUGAAUUGACAAAUCGACUCGCCAAAUCCACUAGUGAUCCCAAAAAAAUCCUCAAAACUUUAUAUUUCAAGGGAGUCACAGAAUUCAUUCUCGCUCUCCAAAACAUUUCAUUGAGAUUAUCUCAAUUGCCCAAAGAGGCAAGACUAUCAGCGCUCCGUGCAGAGUUAACGAUUAUUAAUGAUAGAAUGCUUCCAGCCGAGAUUGAUAUCCCCCAGCUUUUGCCUGUUACAAGCACUCGAAAGAAAUUCCACAAACUACUCAAACUCAGCAUCAAUGAUGCAUGUGUUUUGAAUUCUGCUGAGCGAGUGCCAUUUCUCUUGUUUGUCGAGUUCCUAAGUGAUGAGUUAGAUUUCAACCCGAAAAGUGAAGCAAACAAAGGAUUGAUCAAAGGAGCUUCUACAGGAAAAGCAUCUACUCGUAAAGAAAAGCCAGCCUUAGCAGCGCAACCAAUCAUCCAAUCGCAGUCGUUUGAUGGCAUCAGUCAGGUCGAAAUCGACAUAAGUGAUAUGAGAGUCUCAACACCUCAGAGUGCACACUAUGAUUUGGCCAAUUAUAAUAACGCAUCAGAAAAACAGAACAAAGCUACAAAGUCUCAACCGGCUAUUUACAAUAAUGACGCUACAGUCAAAAGUCGGGCAGAUCAAAUGAGAAUCGCCGCAGUAAUGUUGCAGCAGCUCGAAAGCUCAGGACAAGCAAUGUCCGAACAAACAAUUGCUAUCAAAGAACGAAUAGUUCAAUCUAUGAUUGAUCUUCAAGAUCAAUUUGAUUCAAUUGACUUUGACAAAUACAAUGAUCUAAAGAGCGACGGGCUCAAUGCAGGUGAACGAAAACUUGAAAAUGACUUCAAACUAGCAGAGGACUGGAAAAGCAAAAAGAAUAGAAUAAGGGCAUUAAGUCCGUAUGGCCAUUUACCAAAUUGGGACCUAUGCUCCGUUAUCGUGAAGAAUGGAUCCGAUCUUCCACAGGAGGCUUUUGCCUGUCAAUUGAUUGCAAUAAUUUCCAAAAUUUGGUUUAAAAGAAAAAUACCAUGCUGGACAAAAAGGAUGAAAAUAUUGAUUACAUCAGCUAACACAGGUUUGGUCGAAACAAUUACCAAUGCAAUUUCUGUGCAUUCUAUAAAAAAGUCACUCACUGAACAUUCCAUUGUGGAAGGCGAGAAUGUGCGCCGCAAAAUCUCCACAUUGAAGGACUAUUUUGUGAAAGUUUUUGGUGAAGAGUCAUCGCCGGCGUAUCGCAGGGCUCAAGAAAACUUCACAAAAAGUUUAGCUUCAUACUCUAUCAUUUGCUAUUUUUUGCAAAUCAAAGAUCGUCACAAUGGUAACAUAAUGAUUGAUGAUGAAGGCCAUAUCAUUCAUAUUGACUUCGGAUUUCUUCUCUCCAACUCACCUGGUAGUGUGGGCUUCGAAGCUGCUCCCUUCAAAUUAACUUCUGAGUAUGUUGAUCUUAUGGAUGGUACUGAAAGUGAUUUGUUUCAAUUGUUUAAGAAAUUAUGCACUGAAUGUUUUCUAUCAUUAAGAGAAGAGGGAGAACAAAUAAUCAAUAUGGUUGAGCUCAUGCAGAAGGAUUCUACUCUCCCAUGCUUCAACAACGGUGAGAAUACAAGUGUGUUGCUAAAGCAAAGACUUCAAUUGCACUUAAGCGAGACAGAAGCCGCAGAAUUUGUGGAAACUGUUCUUAUCGGUAAAAGUUUGGGAAGCAUGUACACCAGAUUGUACGACCAAUUCCAAUUGAUAACGCAGGGCAUCUUCAAUUGA
Molecule: messenger RNA, 2742 nt
Organism: Australozyma saopauloensis
Lineage: Eukaryota; Fungi; Ascomycota; Pichiomycetes; Serinales; Metschnikowiaceae
Gene: PIKA
Product: 1-phosphatidylinositol 4-kinase
Exons: 1
Coding region: 1-2742 (913 amino acids)
Biological process (GO): phosphatidylinositol-mediated signaling; phosphatidylinositol phosphate biosynthetic process
Cellular component (GO): cytoplasm; membrane
Molecular function (GO): 1-phosphatidylinositol 4-kinase activity
Source: RefSeq, a predicted model, not a curated record